Messenger RNA from Beta vulgaris subsp. vulgaris (sugar beet), 3174 nucleotides. RefSeq names its product receptor-like protein kinase FERONIA. The record is from RefSeq and is a predicted model, not a curated record. Lineage: Eukaryota; Viridiplantae; Streptophyta; Magnoliopsida; Caryophyllales; Amaranthaceae. Gene Ontology annotation, cellular component: plasma membrane; plasmodesma. Gene Ontology annotation, molecular function: ATP binding; transmembrane receptor protein tyrosine kinase activity. Gene Ontology annotation, biological process: protein autophosphorylation. The coding region runs from base 867 to 2792 and encodes 641 amino acids. The transcript is spliced from 4 exons.
AUGCAAAAGUAACUUGUCUUAAUUAGCAUGGAAAAAUCAAUCCUAUGGUUUCUCUUCAAUCCAACGAGAAAUGCCUGAAAAUUUCUGCUUUUCAUUCUUCCUAACCUCCUUUAUCACACUAACAAUACUAAUCACACCAAGCAAUGGUAGUAUUAGCAGCACCAAUUACCUCCUCACCUGCGGGGCAUCCACCACCUUAGACAAUAACCAAACUUGGUACACCGAUGAAAACACCACAUUUGCACCUAUCGCAGCCUAUAAAGCCGCCACGGCAGCCGCAAAUGCCACCAAAGAAGAAUCUUCCUUAAGAGACCAAGCAUUUUGCUCCUCAGCUCGUCUAUUUUAUUCACCCUUCACCUACUCCUUUCCUGUGUCACCCGGCCCUAAAUUUGUGCGCCUUUACUUUUGUGCCGUAGCCACCUACAACACCACCUCCACCGAACACUUAUUUCUCUCUCUUCAAGCUGAUGGAGGUGAUGCAUCCUUUAAUCUCCUACAUAACUAUAGUGCUUAUCUUCACCAGCAGCAGUUCAAGGACUCCUUCGCCGGCCCCAUGGCGAAGGAGUUCCUCGUCAUGGCUACAACCUCACUGCUCAAACUUACCUUUUCUCCUACGUUGGUAGGUUCCCUGGCCUUUGUUAAUGCCAUUGAAAUAGUGGCUGUACCUUACGGCCUCUUAUGAUUAUUUCAAUUCUCCUUCUGUUGAAGAAUCUGGAGCACCUUCUUUCAGAUCUACGCCCUGUCGAAAGAAGAACUCCGUCGAUACUCAAUUACCAAUCUUCAUCUUAGGGCCAACAGCAAUAGAGACAGUAGUCCGACUGAAUGUAGGCGGGAUUGACGUAAGUUCGACAUUGGACACCGGAGGAAUGUCGCGAACAUGGUACAAUGACGACAAUCACUUAACAGGAAAUUUCAGAGGGGCGACAUCUAGAUUGAACCUAACCAAGAUAAAGAUACUUUACACGGCGUCGGUGCCGGAAUACACGGCACCGAGCUCAGUGUAUGGGACAUCUAGGGUCAUGGGCCCGUUAAAUGAUAAGAUUAAGCUCAGUAAUAAUAUUACAUGGUCAUUUUCUGUUGAUUAUGGGUUUCAGUACCUGGUUAGGCUCCAUUUUUGUGAGAUGGACCCUCAAGUUACAAAAAGUGGUCAGAGAGAAUUUGAUGUUUUCAUUAAUAAUAAGAUGGCUGAUAAUAUGGUUGACGUCCUAGAUUUCACUGACGGUCAAAGGGCUUCUCCGGUGUGUAUGGACUAUAUGGUUUCAAUAUAUGAUGAGAGCGCAAACAAAGCUUCUCUUUCGCUCACUCUCCGUCCUGAUGUUGGGUUUGUCCGCCACUUCUCGUAUCAUGAUGUCAUCUUGAAUGGAUUGGAAAUCUUCAAGCUGAAUCAAUCAGAUGGGAAUCUUGCCGGACCUAAUCCGGCUCCUCUACCCUACAAUACUAAUCAACCGAGUAAUGGAACAAAUUUCUCAAGCGAUAGAAAAUCAGCUCACUUGCUGAUAAUUGAAAUUAUGGCUGGUGUGCUAGGAAGCGUUGUUCUUAUACCCUUAACUAUUGUAUUCGUAUAUUGUUGGCGAACGAGCAAACUAAGCACAAUCGAGUCUAAGAAGCUCCUUGGUUCAACUCACAACUCUGGAUCCUCCACCACAAGCAGCGGUGCCUCCUCAUUACCGUCUCAUCUAUGCAAGCGCUUCACAUUGCAGCAGAUGAAGCUCGCUACGAGCAACUUUGAUGAUGAUUUUGUUAUCGGCGUGGGUGGAUUUGGCAAGGUAUACAAAGGAUCCAUCGCAAUAGAUGGAGAAACCAACGUUGUGGUUGCAAUCAAGCGGCUAAACCAAUCGUCGAAGCAAGGGGCUCAGGAGUUCCGCACUGAGAUUGAGAUGCUAAGUGCUUUAAGACACAUGCAUUUGGUCUCCUUAAUAGGGUAUUGCAACGAGAAUAGUGAAAUGAUGUUGGUGUACGAGUACAUGUCUCUAGGCCCCCUUCAAGAUCAUCUUUAUCGCACCUAUAACACAAGAAGCGAUGACAGUACUGUAGACAACACCAACUAUGCUCCAAUGCCUUGGAAGCGACGUCUCAUGACCUGCAUUGGGGCAGCAAGAGGCUUACACUACCUUCAUACAGGUGCAAAUCGGGUGAUCAUACAUCGCGAUGUCAAGUCCUCUAACAUCCUCUUGGACAAGAAUUGGACUGCCAAAGUCUCCGAUUUUGGCAUGUCCAAGUUAGGACCCUCUUCAAUAGAGUCCGGUCCCAUUUAUAUUAGUACAUUAGUAAAGGGUAGCAUUGGUUACCUAGAUCCAGAGUAUCUUAGACUAGAGAAACUCACGGAGAAGUCUGACGUAUAUUCAUUUGGUGUGGUGUUAUUUGAGGUCUUAUGUGCUCGGCCAGCAAGGAGUCGCUCUUUAGUAGUAGAGCAAGUGAAUUUAGCUAAGUACGCUCAAAGAUGCUACAAAGAAGACAUUCUUCAUGAGAUAGUGGACCCAAUUAUAAAACAUGAGAUUGCACCAGUGUGCUUAAAGAAGUUUGGAGAGAUUGCAGAGAAGUGUGUACGUGAUCACGGGAGCGAACGACCAUCCAUGGAAGAAGUAGUAUGGUACCUAGAGUUUGCAUUGCAGCUUCAAGAAACUACGGAGAACAAUGGAGUUACAAGUUCUGUUUUUGCUAAUGACAAGGGAGAUGGUAAUAUUACGAUUGAUACAGGGGAUUUUUCCACCUCAUGGGAAAUAUUGGCAUCCAAAACUAGCGCUGGUGGUACCAGUACCACAUUGACCAACAAAAUUGGUGCUCUUACAUAAUUUGGUAUUAAUUAUAACUUAAAGCCUUGUAUAACAUUUGCAGGUGGAGCAAGCUUCAAUUCUCGGGGCUUAGUCCGGUUUGAGGCUCCCUAAGGAAGUCUCGGGUUUUUGCAAGUGCUUUGGAAUUUGCCUUCGGUGAUUAAUACUUCAUGUAUAUAUAAGUUUUUUCACAAAAUUCUGAACAAGCCAUGUGAUGUGGUUUUUUUUUUCAGUGUAUUGAAAAUAUAACUAGUAUUUGGGUCCCGGACAUUGCCCCAGAUUCGUAUUAUGUUUCCGACUUGAUAUGCAUUUUUUUUCUCUAAAAUAUAUUAAGGAAAAUUCAACAUUUAUAAGGUACAAAUAUAUAAUGUGGACACUUACAGCAUGAUUAAAAGUUGGUUGA